Messenger RNA from Hydra vulgaris (swiftwater hydra), 1665 nucleotides. The record is from RefSeq and is a predicted model, not a curated record. NCBI's taxonomy places the organism in Eukaryota, Metazoa, Cnidaria, Hydrozoa, Anthoathecata, Hydridae.
AUGGAAAUACUCGAAGGCGAAAGAAAAAACUCAAAAAUUUUUUACCAAAAUAGUUACUAUUAUCGUAAAGACAAAAAAGCAACAGAAUCGUAUGGUGGCGGUUUCAAAUGUAAGGAUGAAUUUUGUAGAAGUCGUGCAACAAGUGAACCAAGCCUAGCGUUAGUACAAAUAACGCCGCAUAAUCAUUUGCCAGAUUUUGAAAAAAAAGAAAUUUUGAAAUUAAAACAAUCAAUAAAACGAGUUGCUGAAACUACAAGUGGAAGUUUGCGAGAUAUUUUUGACCAAGAAACUGCUAGUAACCAAUCAGCACAUCACGUUUCUUUUGGAAUGAUGGAAAGUACUAUGUAUCGCAGACGUAGAUCAGUGCAGCCGCAAUUACCAGCCAAUUGCGGGGAAUUAGACAACUCUUUGAGAGUAAACAACAUAAGUAAAUUUUUAGACGGGACCAAUUUUUACAAAGGGUACGUUCGUAUAAAUAACGAUUAUGCUCACAUAUUUAUCGGGAAAACAGUCGUUGCUUCACCGACUGAUUUGCACGUUGACGGAACAUUUAAGGUAGUUCCGAAAAUAUUUUAUCAAAUGAUAACAUUUGGAUACAUUUUGCUUGAUCAUUUUAUUCCAACUAUUUUCAUACUUAUGACUAGAAAAACGCAAGAGCUGUAUUCUCUUGCAUUUUCCAAAGUUGCUGAACUCGUUCCACAUUUGUCACCGUUACGGAUAAUGACGGACUAUGAACAAGCAUUGAUGAAUACCUUGGAAAUUCAAUAUCCUUUAGCUGAAAUUUCAGGCUGUUGGUUUCAUUACGUAAAUGCUGUGGUUAACAAGUGUAAACAUCUUGCAUUGUUUGGACUUUUAAAAUUGCAAGUUCACAGUGAUUUGAAGAAAUGGAUAAGGCUAUUAUUGUGUCUUUCUUUGCUACCGCCUCACCAUAUUCAGCCAACAUUAGGCAAUUUGAAUCCAAAUUUGUUUGUGGUAUCAUUAAGCAUAAAUGACUUCGCAAAAUGUCAAAGUUUAAUGACCUAUAUGGAAACAUUUUGGAUUGGGCGUAUUGGCAGUAACAAAAUUUCUGUUUUUGGUUGUCCCAGAAGAACGAACUCUGAUCAAGAAAGCUUCCAUGCCUCGCUUUUAAAACGAAUAAAGAUUGCUCAUCCAAACAUUUGGCUUUUUAUAACAGAACUAAGAAAGUUUGCAGAAGUCCAGCAACUUGAUAAAGUACGUUUAGAAUGUGGACUUCAGAUUCGUCGGAGACGAAAUCGUAUAAAUCAACCACCGGAAUUGGAAACAGUUUCAUCAUUUACGCAAGUUCAAAUAGAGCCCUCACAGCCUAAUUCAAUUCCACCACAAGAUGAAGCCCAGCAACUUAAUGUAUCAAUACAACGGGAUGUAGCUAUAAUGCAAAAUACAGAUGAUGUAGCUAUAGUGCAAAAUACCUUCCAACUCGGAGAAAACUUACAUAGUUCUACAGAAAUUGUUGGAGUCACGGAGACUUUAAGAGUAGUGGAUGAAACUAAUGGAACAACAUGUCCUGUUUGUUUAGAAAAUACUCCAAACUUCGCUGCUGUUCCCUGUGGACACAUGGUUUGCACAAUGUGUAUACCACAUUUACAGUUAAAAUGUCCUCGUUGCCGAGCAACCGUUCUUAUGUUUAUACAAACAUUUGCUUGA